Molecule: messenger RNA, 1200 nt
Organism: Penicillium atrosanguineum
Lineage: Eukaryota; Fungi; Ascomycota; Eurotiomycetes; Eurotiales; Aspergillaceae
Gene: ayg1
Product: heptaketide hydrolyase ayg1
Exons: 6
Coding region: 1-1200 (399 amino acids)
Source: RefSeq, a predicted model, not a curated record
AUGGCACCAUGGAUGAUGGGAGAGAAAUUCGACACGGUCUACCCUCACAAAGGGUCCAUUAAGGCCCUGUGGGAGACCAAGUGGAAGUUCUGCUGCUCCAAAUCCAUCUACCCGUUCCACGACGGUGCCUUUGAAGACUUUGAGCCCAUCUUCCAGAAGCUGAUCAAGGACAACAUCAACGAUGCCUUCUCGGAUGCCUACACCCAAGCUUUCAUCCCCAUCGUCGACGCCCUGGAACAACAAGCCGAGCAAGCCCUAACAAACAGCCACCCCGACAAGGCCUCAGACCUCUACCGCCGCGCCGCAGUCGUCCUCCGCAUUUCACGUUUCCCCUACGUAAGCCCAGCAAGCCAGCCGUCAACUUCCCUGAAGCGCACCGCCUUCGAGCGCCAAAAGGACGUCUACCUCAAAGCCGCCGCCAUCUGGAAGCCCGUGCUCAAGGAAGAAAGCAUCCCGCACACGCGCGCCACCGGCCGCGAUGGCGCCCACAUCCCAAUCUACGUGCGUCUGCCCGAGGAAGCAUCCGCCUCCAACCCGGUACCCGUUGUGCUUCUCAUGACCGGUCUGGACGGGUAUAGGCCCGAUAACAGCCAGCGGACACACGAGAUCAUCAACCGCGGCUGGGCGGUUGUUGUCUGCGAGAUCCCCGGCACGGCGGAUUGUCCGGCUGAUCCUGCGGACCCGGAGAGUGCGGAUCGUCUGUGGGACAGUGUGCUUGAGUAUAUGGGCUCUAGGGCGGAGUUUGAUAUGUCUCGUGUUGCUGCUUGGGGUCUGAGUGCUGGUGGAUUCUAUGCUAUUCGGGCUUCGGCUACGCACUCGGAGAAGUUUGCUGGGUGUGUUGCUCAUGGGCCUGGUAGUCAUCAUUUCCUUGGGGAGGAGUGGUUGAGUCGGGUCAAUGAUCAUGAGUAUCCGUUUGAGAUCACGGCUUCUUGGGCCGAGAAGUAUGGAUAUGAUUCCGCUGAGGAGUUUAUCAAGAAUGCGCAGAAGAAAUUCUCGCUUGUUGAGACUGGUGUUAUGGACCAGCCUAACUGCCGUCUGCUGAUGCUGAACGGUGUUGACGAUGGCGUUGUCCCCAUUGAGGACUCGCUGGUCAUGUUCAACCAUGGUGGUCCCAAGGAAGGCCGUUUCUUUGAGGGCUUGGUGCACAUGGGUUACCCUCACAGCCUGCCCGUUGCCUACAAGUGGCUGGAGGAGAACUAG